CACUUUACUUCCAUCCUGACACCUAUCUGCUCCGUCAUCUCCUUCCUUUUGCAACACCCUUCCUCUCCUCGCAUCUUUGUCCAUCUGUCUCCUCCUCCACCUCCUCCAUCUCUCUCUUUCUCUCCUCCCUGCAUCCUCUAAUCUCCUGUCCCGCUCUCUCCAAUAGUUUUCAGCCUCCUCUCCAUGCCCUGCAGACCACAACGCUCCCCCUCUCUCUCACCUCCUGUCAGCCUGUCCGUCAUCCUGGGAUCUACGGAGGCAAGCGGGACGCCGGUGUCGGCCAUGAAGAUGGUGAACAGGGGAGGAGGAGGAGGAGGUGGCGUUGGCGGAGGUGGCAGCAGAGGGGAGAAGACUGCCUUUUCCUUCAAGAAGUGCUCUGCUUUCCAGUUUGUCAAGAGGAAGGUGAGAAGAUGGAUGCGGAACCCAAAGGUGAGCGUGGAGAAGGCCCAAGGAAAACGUCUUCUCUAUUCCUGUCCAAAGUGUCCACUGGCAGACGAGCUGUGGUACACCCAUUUCCCCUCACCUUACGGCUGCUGCCACUAUGCGGGACUACAGGGAGGUCACUACUUUCAUCAGGAGCCGUCAUCACCAUGCGCCACCAUCGGACAAACCACCAACCAUGAAAAGGGCAAAGGCUGCAAGAUCAGGAAGUGGAAGAUGCUGACUCGGUAUCACGGCGACGGCAAGCAAAAGGAAGCCGAGUCAGACAUCCAGCUGGGGGAUUGUCAGUGUUGGGGAGUCCAUCCCACGCCCCUUUUGGCCAUUCCUGUCAUGCUGGAAUGCUCCAUCUGUAGUGGACCCUACAUCAGCUACGCACUGGAGGACACCUGGCAGCCACGACAACGCACACAGGCAAUGGACCUGUAUUAUCAGAGUGAAUCAGAGCCAGAUAACUACUGUUGCACUGCCAGCAGCACUUUUAUGAAACAGAGAAAAAUGGGCUUGAAUGACAUCAUUCAGCGCUUUUCCACAAACUCCUACGCCUGCAAACAUCCUGAAGUUCAAUCCAUUCUGAACUUGAACCCUCCUCAGGAUCCUGAGCUCAUGAACGAGAACCCUUCUCCUCCGCCCAGUCCAACCCAGCAGAUCAACCUCGGCCCGUCAUCCAACCCCUCGGCCAAACCUAGCGACUUCCAUUUCCUCAAGGUGAUCGGUAAAGGUAGCUUCGGCAAGGUCCUACUGGCGCGCCAUCGCGCAGAUGAUGAGUUCUAUGCAGUCAAAGUCUUGCAGAAAAAGGCCAUCCUCAAAAAGAAGGAGGAGAAACACAUCAUGUCAGAGAGGAAUGUGCUGCUGAAGAAUGUCAAGCACCCGUUCUUAGUGGGGCUGCACUACUCUUUCCAAACGGCAGACAAGCUCUACUUUGUCUUGGACUACAUCAACGGUGGCGAGUUGUUCUACCAUCUGCAGAGAGAACGUUGCUUCCUGGAGCCCCGGGCGAGGUUCUACGCCGCGGAGAUCGCCAGCGCGCUAGGUUACCUCCACUCCCUCAACAUCGUCUACAGAGACCUGAAGCCAGAAAACAUUCUUCUGGACUCUCAGGGCCACGUCAUCCUGACAGAUUUCGGCCUGUGCAAGGAGAACAUCGAACAGAACGAGACCACGUCCACCUUUUGCGGUACACCGGAGUAUUUAGCACCUGAGGUUCUUCACAAGCAGCCGUAUGACAGAACGGUGGACUGGUGGUGUUUAGGAGCUGUUCUCUACGAGAUGCUCUAUGGCCUGCCACCGUUCUACAGCCGUAACACCGCAGAGAUGUACGACAACAUCCUGAACAAGCCGCUGCAGCUCAAACCAAACAUUUCCAACUCAGCCAGACACCUGCUGGAGGGUCUCCUGCAGAAAGACAGAACCAAGCGGAUCGGCUGCACCGACGACUUUGUUGAAAUUAAGAACCACAUGUUCUUCUCCCCCAUCAACUGGGACGACCUCAACGCCAAAAAGAUUACCCCUCCCUUCAACCCCAACGUGACUGGUCCCAACGACUUACGGCACUUUGAUCCAGAGUUUACAGAGGAACCGGUGCCCAGCUCCAUCGGCUGUUCCCCUGACAACGCGUUUGCGGCGACGAGCAGCAAAGAGGCUGCCGAGGCUUUCCUAGGCUUCUCCUAUGCUCCGGAUACGGACUCCUACCUAUAGGAUUGUAACACGGGUGCUCUCUAUAUGGAGGGCUGCCGCUUCAGACUUAUCGGACAUGAACUGUGAAGUGUCCAUUUACUUGCAUCUUGAUGUUACUCCAGAUUUUCCAACUGGAUGGUGGAUACAACACAACCAACCCCUGCAACAGCUCUACAAGAACAGACUUUUUUAUACCCUGCUGUAAUUUCGCCAACGUUCUAUUGCAAUUUUGUGAUGACUUGCUCCUAUUACACCGACUCAUUUGGGUUUAACUGUAAUCCUUCAUCUUACCCUGAACACCAAAGGUUCUUCAACUAUCCACGUAGAUCCCUUCAGCACCUCCUGAGUUUUACCCAGGGUCCUUUGCACCUAGUUCAGACCGUUUAAAAGCUCCAGCAAACCAGAUGCCAAAAACCAACAAGCACACAUUUUCCACAUUUUCUCAAAGUAGUAAAAAUCAGGCUGAUACCAGUCUAUAAAACAAAUUAUGCCCUCAUCUUUAUAUUGAUAUAUACACACCCCCCUUUUUUAUCCUUUUGGGGGGACUACCUGUUGAGUUUGAAUGAGUAGCUUGGAGAUUAUUCUUUUUGGUGCUUUAGUUUCUUCUGUUAUUUAAUUUUUUUUACGUCUGAAAAAGGGAGUUAUUUAAGAUGAAUGUUACAAGAAAGGGAUGCUUUUUUCUCAAAAGGUGCCUUUAAUAUUAUUUAUCUCUGUCUAAAGUUGCAUCUUUUGGCACAGAUUAAAGUUUUCCAGGAAUGGAACGUUUCUGGUGAGGCAUGUUUGACUUGCCAUAUUAGAGAAAGUGCUAACCAUUGUUAGCAUUAGCAUAUGCGCUCAUGCGACACAGUUUAUUGCUAACCCUUUAGGAAGCAGCGCCAACAACCAAGGUUAGCAAGGAGCAGAACGUUACAACAUUUUUACUGACAAGGCAUGUUUGACUUUGUGUCAUUUUAGACAAAACACUAAAUGUGAUUAGCAUAUGUGUUUAUUCUCUACAACUGUGGUUGACACUAAGCCUUAGGAAAGCAGCUAGCAUUAGCUGUGUUUAGUGUAAACUAUUGUUGGCUCUAAACGCAAAGGCUAAUGCUAACCAUAGUCGAGUGUUUUCUUUAACAUGUUACAUUAAUGUCAACUGAAAUCAGCGUGUUUGCAUGUGCUAACCUCUAACGUGUGAUCACAUAUGCUAAUGGGGGGUCAGAGUUUAGUACUGUAUACAUAUCGGUAUUUCUGCAUUCUGAAAUCUGUUAAUUGCUUUAAACUUUAAUUUCUGUUUAGGUUUGUCAAAGUGAAUGAUUAAUUCAGAGUUGCAGGCGGGAGUUGUUGGAACAAUGUAGCACUAAAUUAACAUCAGUUCUGUCUUUAGCAGAACUCAAACAGUGUGUCAGUGUUCGUAUUUUCAUUUGCACUUGAAACAAUGUUAUACUGAGGAGCGAUAGCACGGCUGCUAUAACACAGGCGGGAAAAGGAUUGUUUGCGUAGUUCCGCUUGCUAACUACAUCUCCCCUCCUCUAGUCUUCCACUAGCCUCACAGUUUGCGUAACAGCGGCUCACGGCCACCCUGUUCUAUUGACAUCGAAACCCAACAUUCCAUUUUAAUAUUGCUGUAAUGCAUUUUUGACUGUAUUUAAGUUUGUUUGUAUAUUUGGAGUUUACGUGUAAUAGUUUGGAUAUAUAUUGAACAAAAAUGACUAAAGUAUGCUUAAAUAUGUAUAUGUAAUGAUUCAUGUUAAAUGUACUGUAAAUUGUAAAAUUGUUUAAGAUUUAUGUGACCGUGUUUGGUUUACAAUAAAAUGUUAACUUUAUUA
Thalassophryne amazonica is the source of this 3920-nucleotide messenger RNA. RefSeq names its product serum/glucocorticoid regulated kinase 1 (gene sgk1). NCBI's taxonomy places the organism in Eukaryota, Metazoa, Chordata, Actinopteri, Batrachoidiformes, Batrachoididae. Gene Ontology annotation, biological process: protein phosphorylation. The record is from RefSeq and is a predicted model, not a curated record. Gene Ontology annotation, molecular function: ATP binding; protein serine/threonine kinase activity. The coding region runs from base 184 to 2136 and encodes 650 amino acids. The transcript has 13 exons.